Molecule: messenger RNA, 5403 nt
Organism: Apis cerana (Asiatic honeybee)
Lineage: Eukaryota; Metazoa; Arthropoda; Insecta; Hymenoptera; Apidae
Gene: Vha100-2
Product: V-type ATPase subunit a family protein Vha100-2
Biological process (GO): vacuolar acidification; proton transmembrane transport
Cellular component (GO): vacuolar proton-transporting V-type ATPase complex; plasma membrane; vacuolar proton-transporting V-type ATPase, V0 domain
Molecular function (GO): proton-transporting ATPase activity, rotational mechanism; ATPase binding
Source: RefSeq, a predicted model, not a curated record
CACGAUAACGACUCGAAACGUAUCCACGCGUAAUUUACGAAAACUCUUUCCUUCCUCAUCAAUCUUUCCACCAAACUUCAUAACGAAUAUCAAACCGAGGCUGACUUUCGAAUGAGCAAGUGAUUCAACCAUCACGUUUCUUGCAAAAUUGUAAUAUUUUUUUCUGAUAAAUCGAAACAUGUAUCACAGAAUUCUUCUUAUAUAAGAAUAUAAGGAUAUGAUAUUCCAAAGAAAUAUUUAUAAUCUAUAAAUUAAUUUUAACUUAAUUAAUCAGUUAAUAUACGAUUAAUCAUAAUUUUAUUUAUAUAAUAUUAUUUAACUCAAAUUUUCGCGUAAUUAUCCAUAAAUUAAAUUACAAUUGUAUUAUAUUUGUAUUUUUAUAAUAACACUUUUGCAUAAUUUAAUAAAACGAAAUGGAACAUGGCCAGAGAACAUUUUAUUAGGAAUGUAUGAUGAUUCAUUGAAAACAUAACCAAUAAUCGCAUAAACGUGGAAAAUCAAUUCAUUUAUUUCUAUUAUAAAUUUUGAACUAAAUAACAUUAUAUGCAACGAGUCCAGCUGUUACAACUAUAACUUACAUAACCAAAUUAAUUUGAUCACAUUAAUUUUUGUGAUUCCUUCCUUCUGCCAGUCAUCAUACAUCAAACUUACCUUGAUCUAUCGUUUGAUUUAAACAUAUCACAAUUAUUAUUUUCCCUCUCUCUAUAUAUAUAUACACCUAGUAUACCUGAUACAGCGAAUUGAUUUGAAUAAAUGUAUCUUUACGGUGUACGAUUAUGUACAAUGAACAACUCAUCACGAGGUCUGCUCCUUUGUCGUGCCACCCCACCACACACGAAACACACGGAGGUGGGACGUUGUGUCGAGUGUUGAAUUAGAUUCAGUAAAGUAAGUCGAUGAGUGCGCGCUGGUCGGUCCGGUUAUUGUGCAGAAUCGUGUUGGAUCGCUGUUUUGUUAUGUAAUUCUCUCCCUCUUUCCCUUCCAAUUUUAUUUUUCCGCUCCCAUCCUUCCUUUCCAAAAACUCUUCCUCCUCCCACAGAGAUCGCCAGAGAAUCGAAAUUCUAUCGAUCGAAAUCACUUGUGUUUUCCUUUUCUCUUUUCUCUCUCUUUCUCUCUCUCUCCCUCUCUCUCUUCUAUUUCUCCUUUUAUUUUCCUUUCUUUCUCCUUCUUCUUCUUCUUUUUUGAAUAUCUGCACCAUCAGGGUGAGUCAAUAUAUACUUAAAUAAGUUUCUAUGUGUUAAUCUUUUUUUUUUUUUGGUAUAAAAAUUAAAGAUAUCGUUUAAAAAAAAUUUCAAGAUCGUUAAGAAUUCUUCGAGAAAAAUAAAAUGUCUCAAUGACGUAUAAAAGCUCAAGCUUUUAUAUUAAUCCUCUUUUAACAAUUUACACGUUGUCUGUUAAAAAAGAAAUAUCUUGGUCUCGAUAAAAUGAAAGAAAUAUCUUUCUGCCCGUGAUGCAACGUGAUCGUUAUCCAUUGAUAAUCCACGAGGCAUAAGCGGCGCGUUAAACGAGGAAUAGAGGUACAUGGCCCUUUUCAACUAGUUAUGUUUCGCUCGUACAUUUAGGCAGGUAUACUCGCACUUUGAAUAUCUCGAAUAUCCUGCUCUUUCUCUCUUUCUCUCUCUCUCUCUCUCUCAAUCUCGUGACAGUUGUUGGUUAAGUAACAUUUACAUUCUGUAAGAUUGCGAACGUUCAAUUCAACGAAACAAGAAGCGUCCCAGUUGUGAUUACAGCCGCAGGACAAAACGUAACUCGCCUUCAGAAUGGGGGCGAUGUUCAGGAGCGAGCAGAUGGCGCUCUGCCAGCUGUUCAUUCAGCCAGAGGCGGCCUAUCUUUCUGUUUCCGAGCUUGGAGAAACGGGCACGGUGCAGUUUCGUGAUCUCAACGGCGAUGUGAAUUAUUUUCAACGGAAGUUCGUGAACGAGGUGCGUCGAUGCGACGAGAUGGAGAGGAAACUUCGAUACAUCGAGGCCGAGGUGAGGAAAGACGGAGUGCCGAUCGUCGACAAUCUCACGGAACUACCACGGGCACCGAAUCCUCGUAUGAUCAUAGAUCUCGAGGCCCAUCUCGAGGAAACGGAGAACGACAUAUUAGAGCUGAGCCAAAACGCGGUGAACCUGAAGAGUAACUACCUCGAGUUGACGGAAUUACGGCAUGUGCUCGAGAAGACCCAAGUAUUUUUCACGGAGAAUCAAGAUUCGUAUCUUCUUCUAUAUCAACAGGAAGAGGCCAAUGACUCGAUCACCAGGACGCUAAUAAACGAGGAACCACAGAAUCCGAACACGACGAUUAGGGGACGUCUUGAAUUCGUUGCUGGGGUAAUAAACCGGGAACGAGUACCAGCUUUCGAGAGAAUGUUGUGGCGAAUAUCCCGUGGAAACGUGUUCCUGCGCCAGGCUGAGCUUGACAAGCCGCUAGAAGAUCCAGCUACUGGCAAUCAGAUAUUUAAAACGGUGUUCGUCGCAUUUUUCCAAGGAGAACAGCUGAAGAGCCGCAUAAGAAAAGUCUGCACCGGUUUCCACGCCUCUUUGUAUCCGUGCCCGCAUAGCCACGCGGAACGUCAAGAAAUGGUGAAAGGCGUUCGAACGAGACUGGAAGAUUUGAACUUGGUUUUGAAUCAAACGCACGAUCAUCGUCAACGCGUUUUACACAACGUAGCCAAGGAAUUGCCCAAUUGGGCGAUCAUGGUUCGAAAGAUGAAGGCGAUUUAUCACACGAUGAAUCUGUUCAACGUCGACGUAACAAAAAAGUGCCUUAUAGGAGAGUGUUGGGUACCUGUAUCGGAUCUUACCAUCGUUAGAGACUGCCUUAACGAAGGAUCGCGUCUCUGCGGUAGUUCGAUACCAUCUUUCCUCAAUGUUAUCUACACGAACGAAAACCCCCCGACGUUUAACAGGACGAACAAGUUCACCAGAGGUUUUCAAAACUUGAUCGACGCGUAUGGCGUGGCAUCGUAUCGCGAAGCUAAUCCAGCCCUUUAUACGAUUAUCACUUUCCCCUUUCUGUUUAGCAUCAUGUUCGGCGAUUUUGGACAUGGUAUAAUUAUGACUCUGUUCGCUCUGUUUAUGAUCGUGAAGGAGAAGAAGUUUAUGGCUGAAAAAACAACGAACGAAAUUUGGAAUAUAUUUUUCGCCGGCCGUUACAUUAUACUUCUCAUGGGUUUGUUUUCCAUUUACACUGGCAUCAUCUAUAAUGACGUAUUCUCAAGAUCAAUAAACAUAUUCGGGUCUAGUUGGGACAUACGGUUCGACAAUAAAACAAUCAUGAUUAAUGAGCUUAUGGAAUUGGACCCGGCUAAAAGUGAUUACAAACAAUACCCUUAUCCAGUGGGUAUGGAUCCAGUUUGGGUGCUUGCCGAGAACAAGAUCAUAUUCUUAAAUUCGUACAAAAUGAAGCUGUCCAUCAUCUUCGGUGUCGUGCAUAUGAUAUUUGGCGUGUUCAUGAGUACCGUUAAUAUUAUACAUUUCAAGAAAUACUCGAGCCUUUUCUUAGAAUUCUUGCCACAGCUGCUUUUCCUUGUUGUAUUAUUUCUCUACCUGGUAGUCUUAAUGUUUGUUAAAUGGGUUUUAUAUAGCCCCACUUCGCCAGACAUGGCGUAUACUCCUGGCUGUGCACCAUCGAUAUUGAUCACGUUUAUUAAUAUGAUACUGCGGGGUCAUAGCCAAGUGCGCGAAGGUUGUUCAGAGUAUAUGUUUCCGGGCCAGACCACUCUUCAGCUUGCCUGUGUCAUAAUUGCAGCGUUAUGCGUGCCCGUCAUGCUGUUUGGGAAACCACUUUUUUUCUUGUUGCACAAAAAAAGCGCGCAGACGGGAAAAGUCCUGAGCGAUGGAAUCGCGUCCCAAGAUAUCGAAUUGCAAACUAAAGGGUUGCAAAAUAACCCGUCGACCAGCGACGCAACCGAUGAACACGAGGACGAGUCGUUCGGUGAAGUAAUGAUACACCAGGCGAUUCACACCAUAGAAUACGUUCUCUCAACGAUAUCACACACUGCCUCUUACCUACGUUUGUGGGCUUUGUCGUUGGCCCACGGACAACUUUCCGAAGUUUUGUGGUCGAUGGUUUUGCGCAAGGGUUUAUUCGCUGCCGAGGGUAAUUAUAUAUCGGCCAUCAUGUUAUUUUUCGCGUUCGCCGCAUGGGCCUCUUUCACCGUUGCCAUUCUUGUCAUGAUGGAAGGCCUGUCAGCCUUUCUUCACACACUUCGACUUCACUGGGUGGAGUUCAUGAGCAAAUUCUACGAGGGCCAAGGUUAUCCCUUUCAACCAUUUUGUUUUAAAUCUAUUCUAGACGCCGAAGAUUCCGAAGACUAGACUACUGCUGUGAUCCUCAGCAAUAAUUAUAAUUAGAUAUAUCUAUCGUGUUAAACGGAAAGACUUGUUUUUAUUUUAUAAACAAAUUAACAAAUAUCGAACGAAUUAUAUACAUUGGAAGGAUAUGUUUUUGAAAAUUUUUGAACUAAGUAUUUUUGACGAAAAAGAAUUUCUUUACACUUAACCAGAUUGUGCUUGUAUAAAAUAUCAUUGCAAAAGAAAUUUUUAAUCGAAGAUAUUUGUAUCCUUUUUAAUUCAAACAAGAUAAAUUGUUAGGUUAACAAUAUUCAAUGUGUCUCGUAUCGAUUGUUAAAAAUUUAUAAAUACGACAAGUUUUCGACAUUCUUUUCGGAGAUAUAUUCUUUUUUUUGAAAUCAAUCGUUUUCGAAAUCAAUAAUGCUUAUGUUAAAUUUUUAUGUUCAAAUGAUAGAACGAAACGUUAAGAGAUAACGAAAGUGUUUUGAACAAAUAUAAAUGUUUUUUUAAAAAUUAUAUAAAAAAUAUUUAUCAUAUUAGUUAAUCAAUUUUCAGUGUUUCUUUCAUUUGUACUAUCCAAAAAUUUAUCGUUAAACGUUGACAAAAUUAUGUUCGAUGAAAUAACGUUUCUAGUUUUUUUUCUAAAAAAGAUUAUAUAAUAUAAUAACACACGAUUAAAGGCACAUGAAAAUUGUAAACCAGAUAAAACUAGUGAGUUCCCCGAAUGAAGAAUAUUAUUCUCUGAUUUGUUUUACAUUAAACGAACAUAUCGUCGAUAAGUACACAUCUCGUUCAUUCCAUUCUUCAUUGUCGAAAUGUGACACUACGAUAAAAGUAUAAUAUGAUGAUUUACCAUAUUAUAUUUGCAUAUUAUUAUACUAGGAAUGUAGAGAGAAAGAGGGGAAAGAAAAUAUAAAGGAGGAGAGAAAUAAAAAUUUGAGAAGGAUGGCGGGAAUGUACAUUCUAUGUUACUAGAGUACAAAUUAUCGAAAGUGAUUGCGAAAAGUAUUCAUCUUGAAACUAAUAAGAAGUGGUGUCGUUAGAGAUGUAUCCAAUAUAGAUAUUAAUGUAAUAUCUGAAAACAGUGCGAUGCAAAUAUAUAUAAAAAUAUAUUUUACCAAUA